AUGUCUGUCACCGAGAUCAGCUGCAUGGGUGUAAAGCCUUUCCUCGACGUCAUGAACGAAGGCACUCCUGAGGGUCAGGUUCUUUUGAAAGCCUGGAACACCAUCAUCGCGGCUCCUGAAGGUCCACGCCGAAUUUAUUGGGGUCUUGAGAUGGAGGAUUUAACCAAGAUCUGGACAUUCUUCGACUGGAACUCGAUCGAGGAUCACGAGAAAUUCGCGGCCUCUUUUCAAUCCGUCUCCCCCCAAUCCCUUCGAUAUAAGACCACUGAGGUCAUCAUUACUUACUUUCCAUCGAGUAUCUCCAAAACCCAGAGAAAUGGACGGGUCCUGGAGAUCCAAAGCCUCAUUGAGAGGAACAAGAAUUCUUGGAAUCAAGAACUUGCGGUCAGCUACGGUUGGGGUGUGGAAAACGACUUUCCUUUAAUGGGUGGUGGUGAAGGUCAAACAGCGUCUGUGCUUGUGAUCUUGAUCGGCUCGAACGAGGAUGUCACUCAAAUGUACUCUGGGACGACUGCUUCUGAGAAUAUUAUGGAGUUGAUCCAGACCAUGGAGGGGCUGAUAGAGUCUACUAGGCAUCACCUAGUCGUUCGCAGUCUCGGAAAGGGGCUAUGA
This is a messenger RNA of Penicillium waksmanii, 612 nucleotides long. RefSeq lists its product as uncharacterized. NCBI's taxonomy places the organism in Eukaryota, Fungi, Ascomycota, Eurotiomycetes, Eurotiales, Aspergillaceae. The record is from RefSeq and is a predicted model, not a curated record. The coding region runs from base 1 to 612 and encodes 203 amino acids. The transcript has 2 exons.